GGAGCGCGAUGGCGGGGGCGGCGGGGCUCACGGCCGAAGUGAGCUGGAAGGUCUUGGAGCGAAGAGCUCGGACCAAGCGCUCAGGCUCAGUUUAUGAACCUCUUAAAAGCAUUAAUCUUCCAAGACCUGAUAAUGAAACUCUCUGGGAUAAAUUGGACCAUUAUUACAGAAUUGUCAAGUCAACAUUGCUGCUGUAUCAAAGUCCAACUACCGGUCUCUUUCCCACUAAAACAUGUGGUGGUGACCAGAAGGCCAAGAUCCAGGACAGUCUAUACUGCGCUGCUGGGGCCUGGGCUUUGGCUCUUGCAUACAGGCGCAUUGAUGAUGACAAGGGAAGGACCCAUGAGCUGGAGCACUCAGCUAUAAAAUGCAUGAGAGGAAUUCUCUACUGCUAUAUGCGUCAGGCCGAUAAGGUCCAGCAGUUUAAGCAGGAUCCACGCCCAACAACAUGUCUUCACUCUGUUUUCAAUGUGCAUACAGGAGAUGAGUUGCUCUCCUAUGAGGAAUAUGGUCAUCUUCAGAUAAAUGCAGUGUCACUCUAUCUCCUUUACCUUGUGGAAAUGAUUUCCUCAGGACUCCAGAUUAUCUACAACACUGAUGAGGUCUCUUUUAUUCAAAACCUUGUAUUUUGUGUGGAAAGAGUUUACCGUGUGCCUGACUUUGGUAUCUGGGAAAGAGGAAGCAAAUAUAAUAAUGGCAGCACAGAGCUACAUUCGAGGUAAUUUGCUG
Messenger RNA from Mandrillus leucophaeus (drill), 729 nucleotides. RefSeq names its product phosphorylase b kinase regulatory subunit beta-like. The transcript has 7 exons. The coding region runs from base 9 to 722 and encodes 237 amino acids. Lineage: Eukaryota; Metazoa; Chordata; Mammalia; Primates; Cercopithecidae. Gene Ontology annotation, cellular component: phosphorylase kinase complex. Gene Ontology annotation, molecular function: calmodulin binding. The record is from RefSeq and is a predicted model, not a curated record. Gene Ontology annotation, biological process: glycogen metabolic process.